AUGACCUCCUCGCUGAAGGCGGACGUGAAGGAGUACAUACCUUCGUGGGCCUGCAAGCGGCCCUCCGCCGCUGCACCGGUGCCCGACAAUGGAAUAACGACCUCCUUGCCCACGGCCCCGAUAGUGAGGACGCAUGGUAGUCCCGCUUGGACCAACACCCAGCCGUAUGCUUCGUCCCCAAGCGCGGCUGGAGCUUUGCCCCUGCGCAGCCCUACAAUGGCAAUUCGUCUUCCCACACGGAUGAGUCCCAUGCACGCGAUCUUUCCUCCCGUGGCAUUCGCCAUGAACCCAGACGCAAGGGACUUUAUUCCGCACUUGGCUGGUGCCAAUUCGCUCGCCCCACUUCCAACGUCGACAGCCGACAUUGCAGAAGAGAAGGAGCGCCAGCAGAAGCGGCAGGACUGUUUGCCGUCCGGUGCAAAGUGGACGACCACCUCAACGAAGAACAACGUUACACAGACAAUGCCGUCGCCAGCAGUGAAGGCCGGUUUUACACCGCUUGCCGCUCCGAUUUAUGUGGAAAAGACCGAGGAAGAGAUUCUAGAGAUUAGUAAACGUAGCUCUCUUAAAGUGGGGGCGGCAGCGUUUGUUCCUCGCCGCACGUUAAACCGCGUGAUGAUCAGCAAGCAGUCUCCCUUUUCGCUCACACCGGCGACGGGUGAAAUGACGCUGGCUGAUUUGUGGUGCCUGUUUUACCUGCCUGCUGGGCUGGGGGAGUGCAUCCGGGAAAACACGUACGACCCAACACUCGUGUUUCGCGUGGAUUCCGUUGCCACCUUCUGGAAGGUCUUCAAUAACGUCCCUCGACCGACGGAGAUGACGAUUGGCACGUUGUACUUCUUCCGGGACGGGAUCAAUCCAAAGUGGGAGGACCCUGGCAACCGCGACGGCGGCAUUUUGAAGAUCAAAGUAGACUCCAGCUGCAUCAACGAUGCGUGGGUGUACCUGCUGUGCCGCACCAUUGGGGAGUCGUGGUCCAAGUCCGUGCGUGACACCAUAAAUGGCGUGGGCCUAAAAGUACGUGAGCGUGCGUUCCUGCUGGAGGUGUGGGUCACAAAGCAAAGCCCUGAUCUCAUGAUGGAUAUCACUGAGCUGUUGCAGCCACAUCUAGGCGACGUCUUCUCUGUGUUUUAUGCGCCACACACCGUGACGCAGAAACGUGCCGCCGCCGCUGCUGCUGCUGCUUUGGCUGAAAAGAAGAAAAAUAGGCAGAACCGCCGCCGCUGGUGA
This is a messenger RNA of Trypanosoma rangeli, 1230 nucleotides long. Its product is annotated as eukaryotic translation initiation factor 4E. Gene Ontology annotation, biological process: translational initiation. Lineage: Eukaryota; Euglenozoa; Kinetoplastea; Trypanosomatida; Trypanosomatidae. The transcript has a single exon. Gene Ontology annotation, molecular function: RNA 7-methylguanosine cap binding; translation initiation factor activity. Gene Ontology annotation, cellular component: eukaryotic translation initiation factor 4F complex. The record is from RefSeq and is a predicted model, not a curated record. The coding region runs from base 1 to 1230 and encodes 409 amino acids.